This is a messenger RNA of Drosophila busckii, 889 nucleotides long. RefSeq lists its product as uncharacterized. The coding region runs from base 47 to 847 and encodes 266 amino acids. The record is from RefSeq and is a predicted model, not a curated record. The transcript has 3 exons. Lineage: Eukaryota; Metazoa; Arthropoda; Insecta; Diptera; Drosophilidae.
AUGUAAUUAAUAUAAAAAAUUCUUUGUUAACAAAAUUGCUAGUUAAAUGUCCGAUCAGCGUCUAUUGCAGUAUGAUAUCAAAUGGGAUCAGUUUGAGGGCAAGCCCAUAACCGAUAUACACUUUAAAAACUAUGAGCUGGUGGUGGAGUUUAUGUGGAAUACUUCGUUUCAAACAAAUGUUGUAUUCAAGGGCUUGGGAUUUACGGAGCUGCCCGAAAUGAAAAAGAUAUAUACAGACUAUGUAAUGCAUAUAUUGAGAAAUGAAUGCUCUGUGAUGAUGUUGAACGAAAGUGAAACUGAAAUUGAAGCUGUAGCGCUGCUGGAGUGGAUGACAGAGGAGUGGCAUUCAUGGGUAUAUCUGCCCAGCUGCGUGCCCAAGUGUCUGUUUCAGCAGCUGAUUAUGCUGCGCAAGGAGCUGAUCGAACGGACUGCCACGACACUGGAGCUGGACAACUUCGAUAGCUUGAUGGUGCAUGAGCUGGGCUUUCCCGAGGAAUUGUACUACAACAAUGACUUUCAAAUGUGUCUCUUCGACGUCUUUGGCGCCGUCGCUCAGCAUUUUCAUAUGCCGCGCGUUUCGUUUAUUGCGCUUUCGCUGCGCGAUCAAUACGCAGCCGAUUUGGCUGCCUAUACAGAAUAUGGACGCUCCAUUUACUCAAUUUAUAAAGUGGGCAAUACGCGUCCGUUCGAUGUGCUGCGUGAGUUGGAUGAAAUGUAUGCGCUGCUCUUUGUGCUGCCAGUGGAACCGAUUGUGUUCUAUGAGCAUAUGCCUGGCUUUGAGGAAUUCCAGGAGGCGCUCAAGGCAAAGCUCAGAAAGGAGCAGGAGGAGAAAGAGGAGUUGAUGUAGUAUUUGCUUAAGUUUAAAGUUAUGGCAUAAAAAAUAAAUUAA